GUAAACCGGAAGUAGAGAGGGAUACUUCUCUUUUCAAGAACGCUUCUUUGGAGUCAAAGUAGCAGCACUUCCGGCUUGCUGACAGCUCCAGGUUGUGUAGCAUAGCUUAUAGCAUAGCAAUACUUGUCGGCGUCUUAGUCAAGGAUGUUUCAUAUUUGUUCAUUUCCAGACACAAGUAUAAAAUCUGGUAAAUGGUAGAAAUAUAACAAAUAUAGAUGCAAUACAAUACGAGUAUAAUAGUAGUUCACUAGGUAUUUCUUAUCAGGAUUAAAUAAUCAAUAUAUUCAAAGAAAGGGGGCUUCUAACAGCGCCCGGGAACAAACAAUAACCUCUUCCUGCAUUGGCUGCUUCCCAUUCAACACUUCCGGUGACCACCGGAUGUUGCUGAAGUUGCACCGAAGCGCCUGUGAAGUGAAUUCCAGUCCAGCAAAAUGUGUCUCCGCAAUGUUUGCAAGGGUUUCAACAGGGGCUGUUGAAACCCUUGGUUUGUAAAUAAUUGUCUGCACUCUCCUUGUGUUCUGUGUUGAUAUCGAGAGGAGCCCCGGCCUCGGUGCUCUUGCUGUGUCGUACUAAGUUGUGGACCAUGAUGGAGCAAAGAAGAGCCUUAACUAUUCCUUUUAAUGUUGACCACGAUAACCGGGUGGAAAACCCACUCAAAAUCUCCAUUCCAUGUCUUUCAUCACAUUGUGGGAAGUUAGAAAGACAGGUUUCCUGGACGGCAUUUUCAGGUUGCAGACGUCGUAGUUCGGAGCCGAUCAAUGGAUCCCUGCUGUUUGAUCGCAAGUCUGAAGCACUGGAAAUGGUCAGGAGGAAGCCCUGUCUGAUCUUGACCGAUGUCCUGCAGACAGAACCUGGGAAGGCCUACAUGGAACGGAUCAAACAGUGCGGUGCUGUGGGGACUGGGACGUCCCGUUCGGGGAGGGCGAUCGGUCGAUCCAAAAAGGAACCUCUCGUCCGCAGAGAUGUGAGGUCCAGACGGAGUGAGUCCAGGAAUGAUGAGAACCAGAGUGUCUCCCCUAAAUGCAACCAGAGGACCACCUCCCCCCCCACUCAUAGGUCAACUCUCAAGAGAAAAUCCCCAAAUGGGGACAAUGAAGUGGGCAUAGAAGAAAACCAAGAUAUUGAAGAGCUCGUAAUAGGAAAUGCCAACAGAGAUGACUUUAGUUUCUCUGAGGUUGUAGAUUGCGGUUUGUCAGUGAGUUGGGAGCCUGCUAUGGACACAGAAAGUUGUGACGACUUUAUCAAGGACAGGUUGACUGAUCCAGAAAAAGAAAUGGAGCACAGUCUGCAGAAGAGGAAAAGAAAGGAUGUGGGCUCCCAGUGCAAUGGGACCUGCAGCCCCAAACACCACCGCCAGAGCGUCCUGCGUCUCCCCGGAGAAGACCGGAGAGAUGGAGGACCGGCCCCACAAUGCGUUUCCCUGGAAGGAAGCGAAGAUGAUGGAGAUUUGGAAAACCUGGACCGCACCAUCGUACAGUUCAGGGUGGGAGUGGAGCAUCCAACAGAAGUUCUCGUCCCAACCAUCUGCCCUGAGUUGGGAACCGGAGAGUCCACUGGUGCCCCCGGGAGGAGUCCAUCGUCUAUAACCAGCCCCUAUGAGCCCAUUGUGCUGUCCAGUGAUGAUGAGGAGAGUGCUGAGUCCAGUACACCGACCACUAAAGAAGACGCAGUAAUACAGGCACGAUCCCUGCAGGAAGUUCUGCCCAAUCAGCUUCAAACUUCUGAUGUAGAAGACAUCCAGGUAUUUCCGGUAGUUGCAAAUCUUCUCGGCCCAAUGAAUAAUUCAUCACUUUCCAGUAUAGGCUUCUCCUUCUCCAUGCUGUACUGUGGAGGUUUCCAAGGGAGAGCAAAUGGAGACUUUGUGAUAGCCGACCAUCAAAUCAUAAUCCCGCUCAAAGGCGCUGAUGAGGAGGCGGAGGUGACUCUAACCGUGGAUCGUAAACACGUGAGGAGGUACAGUGUGUGGGAACAGCAGGACCUGGAGGAGCGGGGGCUUCGCCUUAAGGACGGCGAGGAGCCUUCCCCCGCCGCAGUCCUUAUGUUUUGUGUGUCAGAAAGGUCCGCUGCCUCCGUGCAGCGAGACCUCCUGAAGCUGUGUGUCCCACAAAACGGAAACACAAGCUCUGGGAAGGUGAGCCCCUUCCUUCUGCUGACGCUGAGACACCCUGUGGAGGGAAUGGAGGGGGCUUUAUUACGCUCCCUGCUGGACAUCGACUGUCUCAACAGUCUCACACAUGAACAAUCCACCGGCAACUUAGACGCAUGUAGGGGCUUCCGCACUCCGGUCCUUUCUCUGGAUGACAGCGUAGAGCUGAUCAGAAGAACUGGCCUGGGCUCUCAUCUGCUGUCUCUGCUGGGCCUGGAGGCCCCGGACUCAGACCAGGAUGGCCCACAUUCUGAUACCGACAGCGCUCCACACAUCCAGCCGCAGGCCCCGGAGAGAGAGACUGAGGCAGAAAAAGAGCCAAAGACGCACCUCAACCCAGACGAGGCUCAGGAAAGAAAGGUGGAGCCCCCCCCUGUUUAUACACUGUGCCAUCGUAGAACCAACGGAUCCUUCUCCGUGUCCAUGUGCAAACCGCGCUCCAGCCUGAUUAAAUUCAAGCACCAGGGUCUGGCUCGCAGGUUGAUCCAGUUCCCCCCUCCCCCAUUGAAAGGAGGAAUAACCGUCACGAUGGAGGACCUGCGCUGCCUUGACUGUGGACACUUCCUGAAUGAUGUUAUCAUUGACUUUUAUCUCAAAUACCUCCUCCAGAAUGCUUCUGCUGCGUUGGCCGAGCGCUGCCACAUCUUCAGCAGCUUCUUCUACAAGCAGCUCACACGGAGGGACAACGCCAGUGAAGGCGUCACCAGCGACUCUGGUCAGAGGCAGAGGCGGCACCAGCGGGUGAAGACGUGGACGCGCCACGUUGACAUCUUCAACAAGGACUUUCUGUUUGUUCCUGUCAACCAGGAGGCUCAUUGGUAUUUAGUCGUCAUCUGCUUUCCUGGACUGGACGAGGCAAAGUCGGAGCCCUGGAUCGUUUCAGACGGCGAGGUGCGUGAUCGAGAAGCGGCUCCGGGCUCUGAAAGCCCGACUGACGGCCCUUACACGCCGUCCACGUUGGACCGCGACGCCGGCUUGGACACAGAGACAGAGACGCCUACGGAAGAUUCCACUAAAGAACCAGUGCCAGGUCCAGUGAGCUGCACAGAGCAGACGUGCCAGAAGCAAUCUGUUAGCAAGAGGCCGUGUAUUCUUAUCAUGGAUUCCCUCAAACUCUCUCUUCAUGAGCGAGUCUUCAAACUGUUACGAGAUUAUUUGCAGUCCGAAUGGGAGGUCCGGCGUGGUUCUACCAGGGACUUUAGUCCUGAUCAGAUGCAAAGCUCUCACUGCAAAGUUCCCCUGCAGGACAAUAGCAGCGACUGCGGCCUCUACCUCCUGCAAUACGUCGAGACUUUUUUGAAGGACCCUGUGGUGCACUUUGACCUCCCUCUACAUCUACAACAAUGGUUUCCACGCCAGCAGGUGCGGCGGAAACGAGACGAAAUCCGAGAUCUGGUCCUUUACCUUCACCGAAAUCAGAACCAUGGCAGUAACAGAUGAGGGUUAAUAGCAUUUCCUUUACAUUAGGGACGUAUUGUAUUAUACGUUAACUUGAGUAAAACAUGUUCCUCCAGCUGUCUUUGGCUCCUGUGAGUCAACAGUGGAUUUAAGAUGAUCAAGCAGCUCUUUUUGAUAUGAAAAUGUUUCUACACCCCACAACGUUUUGCUAUUUGUUUUUAUGCAGCAAGAUUUUUUUAUAAAAGCAAUUAUUUGUAUUUAUUUUUAUAGGAACGCGUGUAAACAGGAUUAGUAAAGCCGAGUUUGUACAGCAAGUUUUACUUCUAUUUCUACUGAUAUUUUAAGUUCAUGUGUGACUUCCUUUUUUAAUUUGUCAUUGCUUUUUGAUUGAAAGCUCUUCUGGUUCUUCAUUUCUUGAAUAAAUGCACAUUCACUGAAUAAACACAGGCAUGUCCCCUUUCUAAGAAUAUCACUAUAAUGUAGCUUGAAGCCUCCGUUAUUCACUUGAAGUAUUUUAGAUACAUGGUAAAGAAAAUAAAAAGCACUCUGUGCCCAUCUCAGUUAUCACUAACCCUCCCAGAGGAAACCAUCACCAAACCCUCAACGCUCUGUAACCAAGUGAGCUGUCGUAUGCUUCUUCCUAAUCUUCCCUCCAUAUUCCCAAUAGAUCCACUUUGUACAUUUGCCUAAUUAGACCAACUUUGGAUGUUUGUCUCAAUGCAGUUAGUUGUUGGUUUGCAUAGACGAUAUUCUAUAUAAUCGGAUAUCAUAUAUGUUAAUGAUUCUAUUUGAAUAAAACUUCUGGGGUUCAGAUAAUAUGAAACCAAAGCUUCUAAAUGAAGACGCAUCAAGUGACAUUUCUGUCAGUCACUACCGAUUCUGAGCCUUGUUUCUCUUUUUCCUCAUGUCUGGGUCUCCCUCUGUCAAGGCACUGUGUUGGGGUGUCAGCGCUGUCUUGCCCCCUUGUUUUUCCCAAACUGGCUGCACCUGGUUUCCUGAAGCGAGCAGCCAAUCAGCGGAGUUUAAAAGCAGGAGGAUUGAUGUGUUCAAGGGGUUUGUUUUAACGCACUGACGCGGCUAGAGGUCCAGGUUUGUGGUGACGGGUUGAGGACCGCAGGGAAGUUUGGGGUAUCCUGUACAUCACGUAGGUACUGAGUGUCUAGAAACAUUAGGUUAUUGGUUGGUGCUCCCUGUGUAUUUUUGAUGGACCUUAUUAGAGAAGCAAGGGAAGCCAUUUUGUUUCUUUCCCAGAGGUAGUAAGCCAAGCCUAGUGUUCUCUUAAUUGCUAUUUGUUUGGCACAACUACAACAGUCCCAAUCUCUCCCACCUGAUAGAACCUAUUUAUUUUGUUAAGCCUGUGUAAAUAAAUCUUAUUUAAAACUGUUACUCUGACCUUUGUCUUUUCACGUAUUCUUUGACUGCCCUGUGCUCGUCCCCCCGAGGAAUGUCUUUUGCAUUAUUAAUUCUUCUUGUUUGUUUUUUUCCAUUCAUUUUUCUGGAAUCAUAAAGCUAGAUUAUAGCAUUAAACAACCCUAGUGACAAAUAUGACAAAUACCAACCAGACAACAUUUGAGUAGGGACCUGAGUCUUGACUUAUUUUCUUUGCUUUACUAUUAAUUCUCUGUUUGACCAGAGGAGCCAGGAUUUUAUCUCAGGCCAAAAGCAUUCAUUUUUAAACGUGUCUGUCCACUACAAUGCCAAUUUAAUCGGUUCACAGGGUUAAAUGGUUGGCUUUGUUGGAUUUAAUGUCUCAGCGUGUCGGAUCCCCUCUCAGUCUGACUGAGUAACCCCCCCGAUCCC
This is a messenger RNA of Pungitius pungitius (ninespine stickleback), 5344 nucleotides long. RefSeq names its product sentrin-specific protease 7. The record is from RefSeq and is a predicted model, not a curated record. Gene Ontology annotation, molecular function: SUMO-specific endopeptidase activity. Bases 584 to 3586 code for a protein of 1000 amino acids. Gene Ontology annotation, biological process: protein desumoylation; proteolysis. Gene Ontology annotation, cellular component: nucleus; cytoplasm. The transcript is spliced from 23 exons. NCBI's taxonomy places the organism in Eukaryota, Metazoa, Chordata, Actinopteri, Perciformes, Gasterosteidae.